GCGAAUGUCAAAAAAUGACAUUUGUUUGUGAAAUAACGAAAAUGAUAAGAACGAAUAAAUUAGAUUUUACAAAAGCAAAAUAUUUGUAAUUCUAUUAGUGCUUUGAAAAUGAAUGUCACUUUGACCAGUUUGGAAGCUUUGAUUCUAAAAGCAACGCACGAAACUUUGCCAUGUCCCGAUGCGGCGGCGCUGGAGGCGUUUUGUGCGAUAAUGCGGGACUCAACGGAGGGCCCGAUGCUAGCGGCGCAGACGCUGGCAGCCCGCAUCCACACGCCGAACCCCCGCGAGGCACUACUGGCUCUCACGAUGCUCGACCGCUGCAUGCGACGGUGCGACGCAAAUUUUCACGCCGAAGUCGGAAAAUUCCGCUUCUUGAAUGAAAUGAUCAAACUCGUUUCACCUAAAUAUUUCGCCGAUAGAACUGCCCCUGAAGUGAGGACGAGGGUGCUACAACUUCUACAUGCCUGGUCAAUUGAAUACCCGAAGGAGACUAAAUUCAAGGUAGCAUUUGACAUGCUGAAGAAUCAGGGGGUAGUGAAGGAAACCCCACCACCCUUGCCGCCGGAGGACACGCCGCCACCGCGGGCCCGCGUCAAGAGCGCCAUCUUCGAGGAUGAGGAGAAGUCCAAACUUCUACAGAAAUUACUACAGAGCAAGAAACCUGAAGACCUUCAGCAUGCCAAUAGACUAAUCAAGACUAUGGUAAAAGAGGAGGAGCGUCGGUCGGAGGCCAGCAGCCGCCGCGCGCAGGAGGUUUCGGCGGCGCUGGACAGCGCGGGGCUGCUGCGCGACAUGCUGCAGCGCGCGGCCGACGCCUCGAGCGAUGAGCUGCAGCUCAUACACGAGCUGCACGCCGCCUGCACGCGCCUCAGGCCCGCGCUGCAGCGCCUCGCCGCCGCACACACGCACCAGGAUGACAUCAAUGACAUUGUAUAUGCAAGCGACGUGCUAGAUGAAGUAUUCGAGAUAUACAACACGUUCAUUGCGGAGCAGCGAGACAAACCAAAACCUGACACACAAGCUGCCAGCAGUGAUAGUCUUCUAGACUUCGCCGGAGCUAAACCGCGUAAGGGCGAAGGGGACGAAGCGAAGACUGAAGAAAAGCCUGCUAAAAAUAGUGUCAUUGAUGAACUGGGAGAUAUAUUCUCCAGUGAAGGAGGACCAAGCAUUGCUGAGCCAUUGAAACCUGUUAAUCUGAUGGGCUUUGAAGAUGUGGCCAUGUUAGAAGAGAAAAGCACCAAAGCUGAAGGCUGGAAUGAACUGGAUUCGCUAGGGGAACAGCUGCUGAAACAAUCGCUACCAGAGAAUGCGAAAAGAAUUGAUAGUUUUAAUAGCAAACCUGCUAAGAAAAUACCAAUGAAAGCGUUAGAAAAUGUAUCACCAAAACAUGAGACGCCGGCGAAUAACGGAGCUAUUUUAGACCUAGAUUACUUCACGAAGAAGCCUGAGGAGCCGAGACCUAUACACGCAGAACCAAAGCCCUUCAGCCCGACUGAUGACGUCAUGGUAGACAUUACAAAGGGUGCUACGAGUAUAACUAGCACUAAUAACAAUAGCAGUCCCAAAGACAGUCCACUAGACAAUAUACUGGACAUAGGAUUAACUUUAGACAAUGUGAAAGUGGAAACUGUAGAGAAUAAGGAAACAGAAAAGACAGAUAUUGUUAAGAAAACUAGUGACGUGAAACCGUUGAGUGACAUACAUGUGACAUUGCAAAAUGUUCAGCCGAGUAAAGUCGCUCCGAUGACUGUGUUUGAAGAAGAAGGCGGGGUGACGGUGGUACUGCAUUUCUGUAAAGACAAGCCCAGGCCUGAUGUGAAUGUCAUCGUUGUCUCCACCACCAGCAAGUGCAAGUCGCCGAUCGAGGAUUAUAAGUUUCAAGCUGUUGUACCAAAGGGCUGCAAGGUGCGGCUGCUGACCCCGUCGGGCACGAGGCUGCCCGCCCGCAACCCGUUCCUGCCCCCGCCGGCGCUCACGCAGGUGCUGCUGCUGGCGCGGGCCGCGCCGCCGCCGCCCGCCUCGCUCAAGUUUGUUAUAACGUACACCUGCGAAGACGACACAUACUCCGAGAUCGGAGAAGUCAAACAGUUACCGCUAGACGAUAUAUAACAAGUGAAUUAAUAUUAGCCCGGCGAUAGAGAGUAGAGAGAUGACGUAAAGGAAGGCUUAGUACUUAUCGCGUUUUUCGUUGGUUAGUGUUCUCAAGGCAACUAGGUGAGGUUUUUUUUUUUCGCAACCGUUGUGGCGUUCAGACGUGAGAAGAAAGGUUUCUCGCUCUCAGGGUGUGAUUUCUCUUGGCAACGGAAAAGUCAAUUGCUGGUUGGCAGAGCCACUAUCAAAGGCUUUUAGUUUAUACUAUCUGGUUGACCAAUCCUUUGCCUAAGGGAUGGGUACACGAAAACACCUAUGAGCCUGGCAUGAUCAUUCAGGGUGUUCAAUUUUUUUUUUUUUAUUGCGGCUUUGGUUACAAGGCCAUUGGCCGAAAAGUGGAACAUAAAUGAGUGUUCAAAGCCUCGUUAAAAAUAAGAAUAGAAAAAAAACCGUCGUGGCGCCAUCAAUGCGUCCUAAUGAGAUAGCGCCUUUGUAGCUGUCAGUGUUGUCAUACCUCUUCUACGUACUCUUUAUCGCCAAAUUGUAGUUAUAAAAGUCAAUGCAAUUAUAUCAUGGUAAUUUAUCGCUGGUACGACGAAAGUUUUUGGGCCAUUUGAUUUUAACAAACGUGUUGAUGUGUGACAAAGGUUUUGGUUAGAUACUUCGUGUUUUGAAGACAUUGGUGAAGAUUUGGGCGGAUAAAACUUUGCUUCACUAUCGCUAUCUCUUACUCACACUAAGCUUGUAAGCUGGUUUUUUUAUAAGAAUAAAGUUCUUUAAACUGAGCUUGUGAAGGGUGACACUACAUUUUUAGAGUUGUCUAAAUUAAGGUGUGUCUGCUAGAUUCGACACCAUUGAUAACGUAAACCCUCAUCAUACGGAGUAAAUUACCCAGUCUUCAUAGACUAUGGAAGUUAAAGAGUUAUAUUGGUUACGAAUAUACGACGCGGCCAGUUUUCUAAAGUUUAUUUUUUUAAUUAUUUUUGUCUUAAUAAGUUGUAUGGUCCAAAAAAUUUCGACAAUGUAUUAUUUAUAAAGGCUUAUAUGUUUUGCAUUUGUACAGCAAAUUAUUUAAUAUUAAUAUAGACAGUGAUGGGAUGAAUAUUUACAAUUAAUGCACAAUGGCCAAUAUUUUAAGCUUCGUAAUAUAUGUAUAAGAUAAUAAUGUAACUUUAUUGGUCAUUGCCAAUGCAUUUCUGGGUCUAGUCGUCGAAAUUUAAAAAAAAAUGCAUUUCAUAACAUUCCAAAUGUACCAUACGUACUUAUAAUCAUCAAUUCAUCACACUUAAUUUAUGAAAUUAAGAAUUUAUUUUUUUAUAUACUUAAUCUGUUUUGUUAGAUCUGAAAUGUGCAGUAUUAUGUGAAAUUCCACUACUUUUAUAAAUUAUUGCUAAUAAGUUACAUGUAUUGUGGUGUUAAGCAAAUUCUAUGUUACUUAAAAGAUCUUAUCUUUUGUUGCCGUGCAAUAUGCGAAGUAAUCUUAUUUUAGAAAGAAGUAUUCUAAUAUAGUUAAUUUUA
Pectinophora gossypiella (pink bollworm) is the source of this 3609-nucleotide messenger RNA. RefSeq names its product ADP-ribosylation factor-binding protein GGA3 (gene Gga). Gene Ontology annotation, molecular function: small GTPase binding; phosphatidylinositol binding; ubiquitin binding. Gene Ontology annotation, biological process: vesicle-mediated transport; intracellular protein transport. The transcript is spliced from 8 exons. The coding region runs from base 109 to 2109 and encodes 666 amino acids. Gene Ontology annotation, cellular component: trans-Golgi network. NCBI's taxonomy places the organism in Eukaryota, Metazoa, Arthropoda, Insecta, Lepidoptera, Gelechiidae. The record is from RefSeq and is a predicted model, not a curated record.